AUGAUUCCGUCUUAUCGUUUUCUUUCUUUCUUUCUUUCUUUCUUUCUUUCUUUCUUUCUUUCUUUCUUUCUUUCUUUAACCCAACCGCAUUCUCACCCAUCCUCAACAGUCAUCUUCCUGCCUCCAUCCCGCUUAUCUUCUGCCCACAUCGUGUUUGCUGGCCGUGGUUGUUUUCGAGUCGGUUUGAUACACUCACAUUAUGAAAAUAAUACCCAAAUGUUGGUUUUGGUUGACCUGGUAAAUAUCGAAAACGUACUCGCUCGCUCUCUCUCUCUCUCUCUCUCUCUCUUUCCCUCUCUCUCUCCCUUUCUCCCCCCCUCUCUCUCUCUCAUACAUGCAUGCGGGAAGAUAUACUCUCUCUCUCUCUUUAUCUAUCUCAUACAUGCAUGCGAGAAGAGAUACUGUCUUUCUCCUCCCUCUCUCUCUCUCUCAUACAUGCAUGCAGGAAGAUAUACUCUCUCUCUCUCUCUCAUACAUGCAUGCGAGAAGAGAUACUGUCUUUCUCCCCCCUCUCUCUCUCAUACAUGCAUGCGGGAAGAUAUACUCUCUCUCUCUCUCUCUCUCUCGCAUACAUGCAUGCGAGAAGAAGAUACUCUCCCCCUCUCUCUCUCCCCUCUCUCUCUCAUACAUGCAUGCGGAAAGAUAUACUCUCUCUCUCUCUCUUAUCUAUCUCUCAUACAUGCAUGCGAGAAGAGAUACUGUCUUUCUCUCCCCCUCUCUCUCUCUCUCUCUCUCUCACAUGCAUGCGGAAAGAUAUACUCUCUCUCUCUCUCUCAUACAUGCAUGCGAGAAGAGAUACUCUCUUCUCUCUCCCUCUCUCUCUCUCUCUCAUACAUGCAUGCGGAAGAUAUGUCUCUCUCUCCCUCUCUCUCUCAUACAUGCAUGCGAGAAGAGAUACUGUCUUUCUCCCCCUCUCUCUUUCAUACAUGCAUGCUCUCUCCCCUCUCUCUCUCUCUCUCUCUCUCUCUCUCUCUCAUACAUGCAUGCGAGAAGAGAUACUGUCUUUCUCUCCCCCUCUCUCUCAUCAUGCAUGCUUCUCUCUCUCUCUCUCAUACAUGCAUGCGAGAAGAGAUACUGUCUUUCUCUCCCCUUCUCUCUCUCUCAUACAUGCAUGCUCUCAUACUCUCUCUCUCUCUCUCUCUCUCAUACAUGCAUGCGAGAAGAGAUACUGUCUUUCUCUCCCCCUCUCUCUCUCUCAUACAUGCAUGCGGGAAGAUAUACUCUCUCUCUCUCUCUCUCUCUCAUACAUGCAUGCGAGAAGAGAUACUGUCUUUCUCUCCCCCCUCUCUCUCUCAUACAUGCAUGCGGGAAGAUAUACUCUCUCUCUCUCUCUCUCUCUCUUCAUCUCUCUCUCUCUCUCCCCCCUCUCUCUCUCAUGCAUGCGAGAAGAUAUACUCUCUCUCUCUCUCUCUCUCUCUCUCAUACAUGCAUGCUCCCCUCUCUCUCUCAUACAUGCAUGCGGGAAGAUAUACUCUCUCUCUCUCUCAUACAUGCAUGCGAGAAGAGAUACUGUCUUUCUCUCCCCCCUCUCUCUCUCAUACAUGCAUGCGGGAAGAUAUACUCUCUCUCUCUCUCUCUCUCUCUCUCUCUCAUACAUGCAUGCGAGAAGAGAUACUGUCUUUCUCUCCCCCUCUCUCUCUCUCAUACAUGCAUGCGGGAAGAUAUACUCUCUCUCUCUCUCAUACAUGCAUGCGAGAAGAGAUACAGUCUUUCUCUCCCCCUUUCUCUCUCUCUCAUACACGCAUGCGGGAAGAGAUACUCUCUUUCCCUCUCUCUCUCAUACAUGCAUGCGGGAAGAGAGAUAGAGAACCUCUUCUUCCUCUUUCAGUCUUUUUACUCCAUCAUCUUUUUUCUUGUUUAGUCAUCCGACUUUCUCCUUAUACCCUCUUCUAUCGAAAGCAUCAGUGCGUCCCAGAAAUUGACCUUCCCACACCUUCUUCUUCUUCUUCUUCUUCUUCUUCUUCUUCUUCUUCUUCUUCUAUCCCUGGAAAUCUAUCUAUCUAUCUAUCUAUCUAUCUAUCUAUCUCAGUCUAUUAA
Messenger RNA from Acanthosepion pharaonis, 2037 nucleotides. Lineage: Eukaryota; Metazoa; Mollusca; Cephalopoda; Sepiida; Sepiidae. The record is from the annotation of a GenBank genome assembly.